CAGUAAGACUGGGAAUGGAUUACGUCUGUUGUCAUUAGUAUUAACAUAAUUGCUUGUGUCUUAAAUAAACACCAAGACUCUGAAGGAGCUUUUGGUACUGUUCCUCAAACUUCAAGACGUGGUUUCUACAGUCUUCCUUAACCAAUCCGUUGAUAGCGGGAGGAGUCCCACCGGUGGACCUGAGGGACUGAUAGCGGUGUUUCACGAGUUCGGCGGAGCGUUUCACGAGUCCGAAGGUCCAAGGUCCGGUUGGGGGUUUAUCGGGGGUGUCGGCUCCGGUACAAGCGAGCGACAUGCUCCCGCCUCAGAGAAUCGCGGGCCGAGUGCGGAGAGCAUUUCACUGGCGGACCGCCUCACCGUGGACCACGUGCGUGAGAGUGGCGUGUUGCAGUCACCUGCGCUUUAUGUGGUUCGCUUUGAUGGUCUUGACGGUCCUUUGCGUGGCGCUGCAGAUGCUGGGAGUCGUCCGACAGGCCAGGAGCGCCAAGGUUUUGAAACUUGUGAGUGAGCAGCUGGUCAGAAUGCCUGCAGAGAUCCACAGACCCACAAAGCGCAACAACUGGGAAAACCUUUGGUCUGUUUCUGCAGCCAUUGCUGAGGAACCAGUGGACCAGCAUCCUUUCAUACAAAGAAGAGAUGAGAGCGGAAACCCUCGUUCAGAAGAGAAAAGGGAAUACAAUAGGAUACAAGAUACAGUCUUGGAGGAUAUAAGAAAAAAGCUUACUAGCACCACCAAAGCAGCCCCACCAACAGUCGCGAAUAAACAAUGGCUUGGCCAAGAAUUUCCAAACCAGCCACAGAGGCCAGCUUUCCCCAAAAGGACCCCAGAAAUUAAAAAACCACCACAGUCUGAUAACAAUAAUGAUAAAUAUACAGUAAAAUCACAAGCUGACAACACUGUAACUUGUCAGCCCAAAAACCACAUAGUCUUCCUCAAGACGCACAAGACUGCCAGCAGCACCAUACUGAAUAUUCUCUAUCGUUAUGGGGAAAGCCAUAACCUGACCUUUGCCUUGCCGCUGAACAUGCACAGCCAGUUAUUUUACCCAGCAUUCUUUGCAGCACACUUUGUGGAGGGUGUCAGGACUCGCAGCGUGAAGGAGUUCCACAUCCUCUGCAAUCAUAUGAGAUUCAACUCACAAGAGGUGAGGAAAGUGAUGCCUAAAGACACAUUCUACUUUUCCAUUCUUCGAAAUCCAGUGGCGAUGAUGGAAUCCCUGUUCGUUUACUACAAAGCUAUCCCAGCUUUCCAUGCCGUCAAGAGCCUUGAGGAGUUUCUGAUCCAGGGUGGGCGGAGCUACAACGCCUCUGUGCCUAAUAACCACUAUGCACGUAACAUUUUGACCUUUGACUUUGGUCUGGAUAAUACAGCACCUGAGAGCGACACCGAGCUGGACAGACGAAGCGCCGAGAUCAUUGCCGCCAUGGAACGUGACUUUUCGCUAAUCCUUAUCUCGGAGUAUUUCGAUGAAUCGCUGGUGCUUCUAAAACACGCCCUCUGCUGGUCACUGGAUGAUGUUUCUUCUUUCCGCCUCAAUAGUCGCAGUGAACGCUCUCGCAGGCCCUUGAGCACAGAGACCGCAGAGCGGGUAAAAGAGUGGAAUUCACUAGACUGGCGAUUGUACCAGCACUUUAAUGACACUUUCUGGAAACGCAUAGACUCCACACUCGGGCGGGCGACGCUCCAACAGGAAGUUGAACUUCUGAAGGCAAAGAGGAGGAAUCUUGAGCAAAUGUGUCUUCAGGAAGGAGGGGCAGUAGAUCCUGCGCAGGUCCAGGAUUCAUCACUGAAGCCGUUUCAGUAUGGCGCAGCAGUUAUUCAAGGUUAUAACCUCCGACUGGAGUUAAAUAAUGACACUCGUCAGCUUUGUCAGAGGUUGAUUACACCUGAACUACAGUACACCUCAGCUUUGUACACCAAACAGUUUCCUCAGCUGGCAGCCGCACGUGCCGCUGCUGCAAAAAAGAUUGCAGCUUCCAGAAACACUACAACGCACAGAGCUGUUAAGCGCAAUAUUGAGACAAAUGUUCACACAGCAAUGUCGAACUCAUAACAGAAAUAAUUAACUAAGGAGCAGUCAGGAAUGAACGCAUUAAAAGAUUUGAUGGCCAAAAAAUCUCUGCUGUCCAACGUAAAUAGUGUAACGAUGUAUGAAGCACAGCUCAUAUAAAAGUUACUUUCAAAGCAAGCAAUUUUCUGUUGGUGAAGGGAACCUUUUCGCCCUCGCUGACUUCUGAUUAGGGUUGGGUUUCGUUUAAAUUUUAUCAAUUCCAAUUACGAUUAUGAUUCUUAUCGGAAAAAAAAUGAAGUCAAACAUUUAGAUAUCAAACAUAUUAAUUCUGUGUCUCUUUUUGCAGAACAUUUAAUUGCUGCUGAAUACAAUGAACAAAAAUCAGCCGGUUUGUUUUAAAUAGGCUUAAUUAAACAAUAUUUGUUAGGAAUGAUAGCCUUUUAUCAAAGUUUUUAUCAAAAUUUGGUGUCUCCAUAUGACAUCUAUUAAUGUAUUUCUGCUUUACCCUCCAGCAAAACCAAUGAUACCUAAUUUGGGUUCUUAAAAUGUCACAGGCUAUGAUUAUGGUGUGAGACAAUAAUAAGUGUGAUUCAUUGUCUUAGAAGACUAAGUAAUGUCUCGUUUACCUUGUUUGAAUUUUCUCUUCGGACAUUACUCAUCUCAUUUUUAUGAAAAUGAUUUUCCAUUUGUAGACCAGAAGAAGCUUAUUGUGCUAGUUCAGCUGUGUUUUGGAAAAUGCAAAGCUUUCUGUUCAAUAGAAAACCAAUGGUUCGAGUUUCCAAUGUGAGUCAUAAGUUUAUAUAACCUGGAUAAAGUGUGUGUUUGGCCUCUGCAAAAGUACAGAUUCAGCUCAACUAGGUUUUUGUUCUAAUGCUAAUUGGAUAUUGACCUAUACAGCAGUAUUGUGAAUCACCUGGAGAAUAGGCAUGAACUUUGUAAAUCCAGCUAUUUAUUUUUGCACCGUGUGGCUUUUCAAUUUGAUUUGUUGUUAAAUGUCACUGGAACAAAGUGGAAAAUAUGUCACUGGCAUUUUCAGACUCAUGAAUCAAAGCCUAAUGCAAAAUACACUGAACUGAACUAUUAGAUUUUUCUUUGCUAUUUCUGACAUUCCAGUCUUAGAAAUACAGUGGCCUCUGAAAGUAUUCAGACACAAAGGACACACACUUAAAGUUUGCUAGUGCUGUGGCAUAGUCGUGCACAGGACAAUAAGAGCUGUUGGCUCAGGUUUGAGUCUGACCUGGUUCAUGUCCUGAUCCCAUUUUAUCUUUCCUAUCUGCAUUCUGCUGUUCUAUAAAUAACGACAAAAUGCCCUAAAAUAAAAUGAUAUAUAAACAGAAUGUAUGAACUUCAUUGUAUUAGAUAAAAAUAUCAAACCAGGUGAAAUCAACAAACAAAACAUUAGAAUUUUCUCAGUAUUAACGUGAUGUUUAUGAAGUCGGGUUUACACAUCAGAUCGAUCACAUGUAGUUCACUAUGAACCUGAUCCAAAUCUAAAAGUCCAAAUAAUUUGUUAAGUAAUAAUAAUACGUUUUAUUGGUUUAUUCUAUUAUUUAAAGUCAUUUCAUACAAUAAUUUAAUUGAAAAGAGAGAUUUCUUUAAAAUGAACAUUGCUUGGUUUGGUAUUUUAUUAUGCAACACAAUGACAUGUUGUGUAAGUGUUCAAGUUUUUAACGGAGCCUCUGUUUCUCACAAGUGGAAUCCUAAUUAAUGUAAACAUUCUGUAUUAUGAUGGAUUUAAUACAAUGGCCAUCUACAAAACCUGAAAUCCAAAAAACCA
Messenger RNA from Cyprinus carpio (common carp), 3789 nucleotides. RefSeq names its product galactose-3-O-sulfotransferase 2-like. The record is from RefSeq and is a predicted model, not a curated record. Gene Ontology annotation, molecular function: galactosylceramide sulfotransferase activity. Gene Ontology annotation, biological process: glycolipid biosynthetic process. NCBI's taxonomy places the organism in Eukaryota, Metazoa, Chordata, Actinopteri, Cypriniformes, Cyprinidae. Gene Ontology annotation, cellular component: membrane.